Punica granatum (pomegranate) is the source of this 1771-nucleotide messenger RNA. The record is from RefSeq and is a predicted model, not a curated record. NCBI's taxonomy places the organism in Eukaryota, Viridiplantae, Streptophyta, Magnoliopsida, Myrtales, Lythraceae.
ACAAAAUUUGAGGUUCAAGUAGAUUUUUUUUUUUUUUAUAGCGAUUCGAUUCCAUCUAAUUUACCUGCCACCAACAAAGACGCUCUUAUGGUCGUUGAGUCAUUUCCUAGUCAUCAAGCUAUGGCUAUCCCCUAAUAAAUUAACCUUCCCACUCAGCUUUCCCUUGAAACUACCACAUUUCUAUCAGGUUCUCAUAAAUUAAGACUAAAGACACAAUAUCACAUAGAGAGCAAGAGAGAGAGCAAUAGGGAGAUGGACUCUUGCUCGGGAAGCAGAAUAUUCGAUCUAAUUGUGGUUGGCGGAGGUGUCAUGGGCAGCUCAACUGCGUACCAGUCCGCAAAGCGUGGCUACAGGACUCUCCUCCUCGAGCAGUUUGAUUUCUUGCACCACAGAGGAUCCUCUCAUGGUGAAUCUCGGACGAUCCGUGCAACCUAUCCGGAGCACUACUACUCCAAGAUGGUCAUGGAGGCGUGGAGACUUUGGGAGGAGGCUGAGUCCGAUGCCGGGUUCAGAGUCUACACCAAGACCAGCCAGCUCGAUGUUGGGCCUGCGGACAACAAGAGCCUCAAGGCUGUCGCAUCGAGCUGCCAGAAAAACUCCCUGCCGCAUCUGAUCCUCAACCAUGAACAACUUGCCCUGAAAUUCUCCAGCAGGGUGAGCAUACCAGAGAACUGGGUCGCCGUGAGCACGGAGCUCGGCGGUGUGAUCAGGCCCACGAAGGCCGUUUCCAUGUUCCAGACGCUAGCGUUUCAAAAGGGCGCCCUCUUGAGGGACAACGUAGAAGUUAUCGAUAUUAGAAGAGAUGAAGUGAGGGGAGGAGUUAGGGUGUAUACUUCCAAUGGAGAGGAGUUCCUAGGGAGAAAAUGUGUGGUUACUGCUGGGGCUUGGGCUAAAAAGUUGGUUCAGAAAGUUUGUGGCCUUGAGCUGCCCAUUCAAGCAGUGGAGACACCAGUUUCCUAUUGGAGGAUCAAACCGGGACAUGAAGAGAAAUACUCGAUCGGAGGAGUUGAUAGUUUCCCGACCUUCGCAAGCUAUGGCAAUCCUUAUAUUUAUGGAACCCCCUGCUUGGAAUUUCCUGGGCUAAUCAAGAUCGCCAUUCAUGGAGGGUGCCCAUGUGACCCUGAUAACAGGCCCUGGCGACAGGGGUUCCAGUUGGAUGCUCUAAAGGAGUGGAUCGACAAGAGAUUUCAGGGUAUAGUGGAUUCAUCUGGGUCCGUAUUGAACCAAUCAUGCAUGUACUCGAUGACCCCGGAUGAGGAUUUUGUGAUUGACUUCUUGGGCAGGGAGUUCGGACAGGAUGUUGUUGUAGGAGGUGGGUUUUCUGGUCACGGGUUUAAGAUGGCGCCGAUCGUGGGGAGGAUGUUGGUCGAUCUUGCAUUCACAGGGAAGACGGAAGGAGUGGAGUUGAAGUACUUUAAGAUAGGAAGGUUCCAGGAGAACCCAAAAGGCAAUGCGAAGGACUACGAAGAUCAAGUCAGCUUUUCCUUGAAUCCAGAUGGUCAACUCGGUUGUAUGGAAUGACAAAUGAAUCUUAUGGAAUAAAAAUCAUAUAGAAAUCUCAGGGAAUUCUGGACUCAUUUUGUCCCAGUUGAACCGCAGAGGUUUGGGGGGAUUGAAUGCAAAAACAUUAGUUGAAUCUGUAAUUUGUUUUGCCCUAAGUCAUGGUUUGAUACAAAUGGAAUAAUUUAGGUUGUAAUUGGAUAACUGAUGUAUUCUGGUGUUUAAUUUCUUCGUGAUGUUAUUGCGUUCUGUCUCUUGGCCACUGCAGAAA